AAGCUCCGAGCGCAGCCUUGUCAGCUGUCUGAGCCGCCAUGCUGAGCGCCACGUGCCGCAGGCUCGCCCCGGUGCUGCUGCGGAGGCCGUGCGCACCGUCUCCGGUCGCCCGGAGGUGUCUGCAGGCACCCGGGGCCAGGUCCUGCGCUGACCAGAGCGAGAGGGCUGAGCAGCCUCGCACCUUCCACCCUGCUCUGCUGGAGUUCCUAGUGUGUCCGCUCUCCAAGAAGCCGCUUAGAUAUGAAGCAUCGACAAAUGAAUUGAUUAAUGAAGAGUUGGGAAUAGCAUAUCCAGUCAUCGACGGGAUCCCUAAUAUGAUACCACAGGCAGCAAGAACAACACGUCAAAAUAAGAAACAAGAAGAAGCUGAACAGCACUAGACCUUGAUUAUUAAAAGCAUAAUUACCGAGUUCUCUUAUGCUGUAUACCUUUAAAAUGGGGAAGGGGAGUUGGGGCGGAACAGUGACUGUUCUUCCCCUGCUCUCUUUAGUGGGACUAUUCUGAUCUGCUUUCAUGGAGGAGAAUUUCCCAGGGCUGCACCAGCAUAGACAGGCUUUGCUUUUACAGUCUGCUCUUGCCAAGUACCAUGCCACUGUGUGUGUUCUUCCACCUUUGGAACCAGAUAGGUCUAAAACGCUUUAAGUGUAGUACAACCAUAGCCAGGACAGCACAUACAUUAGUAAGAGACGUCUGCACCAACAUCUGUGAAAACUACAUAUAAACCCAUUUGGUUUAUAAUAAGAUCUGUAUGUCUUAUUUCUCUCAGGCUUAGGACCAGGCUCUGGAAGCUUUUUCAUACAUGUUCUAUCCUUGUUUUUUGAAGACUUUCACUUAUAACUGUGUGUGUCACAGGAAGCAUUUCAGUGAAAUGUCUCAAUGCAGAUUAACAAUACCAGUCAUCAUCAGAGGCCUGCUUUGCAUCCCAUUCAUUUGAAAGUUACUGAUUUGAAAUAUUGUUUGGCUUCAUGGUCAAUGGUAAUAAGAAAAUUCUGACAUUGUAAACUUGCCUUUGUUACUUUGGUAUCACAUGGUUACAUCAGUAAUAAAACAAGAUGCUCACAGUUUACCACCAAAC
Molecule: messenger RNA, 1075 nt
Organism: Grammomys surdaster
Lineage: Eukaryota; Metazoa; Chordata; Mammalia; Rodentia; Muridae
Gene: Pyurf
Product: PIGY upstream reading frame
Exons: 2
Coding region: 39-380 (113 amino acids)
Source: RefSeq, a predicted model, not a curated record